This is a messenger RNA of Suillus paluster, 949 nucleotides long. Its product is annotated as Got1/Sft2-like family-domain-containing protein. Bases 43 to 642 code for a protein of 199 amino acids. The record is from RefSeq and is a predicted model, not a curated record. NCBI's taxonomy places the organism in Eukaryota, Fungi, Basidiomycota, Agaricomycetes, Boletales, Suillaceae. Gene Ontology annotation, biological process: vesicle-mediated transport. Gene Ontology annotation, cellular component: membrane. The transcript has 5 exons.
GUUUCACAUGGUUAGUACUCUUUCCCUGUGAACACCAACAUCAUGCCUCCAUCCUCAGAACAAAGCUUCAGAGCCAAUCUCUCCCAAUUCCGCUGGGCCAGAGGCGUCACAGAUGACUCUCAACAAACCCAACAACCACUUCAAUCCUCAAACCCAUUCUCGCGCUUCUACAACGCCGUAGCAGGCGACUACAUCCCUCUCAGAUCCAAUGAACGCUCGAACGAAGACGAAGCAUGGUUUGCACUAUCACGUUGGGAGAGGCUGCUCGGGUUCGGUGCUUGCUUGUUGGGCGCAGCAGUCUGCUUCUUCGUCGCAUUCAUGACCCUUCCUUUCCUCGCCAUCAAUCCAGCGAAGUUUGCUUUGGCGUUUAGGUUCUCAGUCCUCAUCGGGCCAAUAAACCACGCAAAACAUCUGGUUUCAAAAGAGCGACUACCAUUCACCCUCGUCUACUUCUCAAGCUUGGGCUUGACCCUCUAUUUCUCCAUCAGCGUCCACUCGUACUUGGGUUCGCUAUUAGCAGGUGUCGUCCAGGUAGUAUCUCUGGUAGCGUAUGUCUUGGCGUACUUCCCAGGAGGUACGCAGACUUUGCGCUUUGGUGGACAAGUCGCACUUCGAGGAGCAGGAAGCCUACUACCUUUCUAGCACCAACGACAAAAACCCAUAACACGACUUGUAUCCUCACACACGAUAUCUGACUACUUGCACGUUAUCUAUUCCGACGACGCCCAUCAGUCCAUAGUGAACGCAGCGCGAUAAUUUUGACAACGACAAACAAUUACGAAAUAUCUCCAGAGCCUCGUGAAACCCAACCGUAUCCCUCAACCUCUGUGACAUGAUCUCAAUAUAUCCCUGGUAUGACUCACUGCCACUCAGUUCCCAGCGUAUCCACCGUCAAAUCAAGAUCAAUGUUGAUGGCCUCGCCAGCGCACCAAUCAAUCUUUUGCCCGCG